AAUAACUUCUUUUAAGAUAUAUCUAAGACUACUUCAAUAUCUCAAAUCUAUUGAAAAGUAACUCCACAAGUACACGUACAUUAUGUAUAUAAAGUAAUUGUGAAGGUUAAACACGUGAACUAUGGGUAUGAGGUUAUGUAAGAAUCGCUGUUUUUUUUCUCUGUAUCUCCGUAAAAUGAGACGUAACGCAAUCAGCAAAAACAAUAUAUUUGAAUCGAAUGGUAAACUUGGAGAUCAUGAACUUGCAAUAUGAUUCGAAGUUAACUUUAACUUCCUAUUAACUAUCGAUAGGAUUAAACUGCUGUGACUUUGUUUACGUGAACACCGCAUAGAAAACUACAAGGUCGCUUCUAUCAAGGGAAAUAUUGCAUCAUACAUUAAUUCUCAUUGAAACGCAUUGACAACACUUAUAAGGAAGCUUAAUUACUUCAAAUGAACUUUUUAUUUGAAAUUUAACAGUAGGAAAUCAAUGAAUUGGCAAUCUGACAAAUGUCUUUAAAAAAAUUGCAAACGUCACAACACAUUAUUAUUACGUUACCGUGAAGCAACUUCCGUAUAAACAAGAAUGGUUGUGUGAUAGUUGGGACUGCAAAAUGGCUACUGACUACCUUACCUGCGGUCAGUGUCUGAGAGAGUUUCCUCUGCAAUGUAUCACUUUGUUUAUACAGCAUAAGAAACUGGACUGUGAUGAUGACACUGAUAUACAAAACCAAGAUCCAGAACUGAAGUGUAAUUAUUGCCCGCAGGGUUUUAUGACGGCAUGGGCUUUACUUGUGCACGCUCAACUCACACACAAUCUCAAAAUCUUCCUGGAAAAGGCUUCAAAAUCUCUACUCAGUCAAGUAAAAUUAUCAUCAAUUUCAAAUCAAGGUGACUUUAGUCCAAAUACUCUGUCUGCUUCAAGUGUCUCCACAAGUGUUGUAGAUAACAUUGAUAGUACCACAAUAUCUCCUGUAAAGUAUAUAGAAAACUCAGGGACCAGUCUUUCACCAGAAAAGAAUAAAACAGAGGGCCAGUCUACAGUGAGAAAUGUUUCACAGCCUGUACUCCCAUAUUCUAGUCCUGCACAAGGUAAAAUGGGCUCAAAUAUCAUAGUGACAAGAAAUAUUGUAACUGGCUCAAAAGUUGUAGGAGAAAAAUCUGAACUUAACCUUGGUGAAGUGAACUCUGAAAAGGUCAACCCUAGUGUUCCUGUAGUUGCAAACACUCAAAUAAGCUCAGGGCAGAAGUUUAGUCUUUAUCCACUGAACCAGUCCAGUGUCUCUUUACUACCAAAAUUAGGUGUUGUACCAGUCAGUGUAACAUCUGGUCAGAUACAGAGUGGAAACUUUAAAAUGUUGCCAGCAGUAAUUGGUAGAACGCUAAAUCAGACAUCAUCCGAAUCUUUAGUCCACACAACACCAAGUACAUUUAUGACAAUUUUAAAACAAGAGGUAUCACCAAGAAAUAGUGUAGUUGCUGUUAAGAAACCAGUUUCAGAUUGUCAGCAGAUGAACUGUAAUGAAAGCGCCACUAUCUUACUACCAGCUUUGCCUACUGUAGCGUCUGCUUCUCCGCCAUCAUCAACCAGAAUAUCUAAACUAGUGACUGACUCAAGCCCAGUUGAUAUUUGUAAGCCAGUAAAACCAGCUAAUAACCAACCACUGGAAAAUCAAAUGAAUGCCAAAGUCAAUCUGAUUUCUCAGUUUGAUUCAGUAAGUGACCGUCCUCAAAAUAUAAAUGAAAAAGAAAGCAGAGACAGUACCUAUAUGGAAACUGUAGAGGAGGAAACUUCUGCCCCGGAGUGCUGUAACAGCCAGGGAUGUGGCGUGACUGUCAUACCAGGUUCUCAUGAGAAUUUACAGGAGUGCUGUAAUGCUGUGUUGCCAAAGAAACGAAAGAGGCACAUGGAGCAGAAACACAUGCCUUUCUCAUGGAGUUCUAGUCGCUAUGCAAGGAGAAAAAUGCUAUUCAGGUCAAUGUCUUCCAGUGCAGCGAGAUCAACAGCAUCUCAAUCAGUGCCACAAUCUACUGCUGGGACUAUUUUCAUAGAUUUAGAGCCAGAUUCCUCCAAUAGUGGAGAAAAACAAGCAGAUGGUCAAGAAGGUACUGCUUUUAAAGUGACACAGUCUGCCAGUCCAGGUGUAAGAAUUCUUGGGUCAAAUAAUGCGACAAUUCCAACCACUGGGGUACCAGUCAGCCAGAAUAAACCUCAUUCAUUGAUACUCAAACCUGGUGCUGUGUAUUCUAUACCAUUCACAUACACUAUUCCAACUUCAAAGUCUGCUUCAUCAACUAUCUUUCCUUUUUCAAAAGGAGCAAUGUCAUUGGCUAAGCCUUUGACACAGGCUGGAUCCAGUGCUACAGCAGCUGAUGCACCAGGCUUGUCAAUUAUCACAACUGAGGAUGAGAACCAGUCACAUACUACAGGUACUCAUGUAGUGGUUUCCGGCCUAGACAGAAGAGUGGAAGGUCAGACAAUUCAGAAUAUCGGAGGUAAGAGGGGAUCAAGCUCUAAACCAUUCCAGUGUGACAAGUGUACCAUGGCAUUUAACCAGAGAAUACAUUUGAAGAAGCAUAUGAGUAAACACACAGGUAUAAAACCAUAUAAAUGUGGGGAGUGCAAUUAUUCAACUGUGGAGAGAUCUCAUCUUAAAGUGCAUAUCCGUAUACACACUGGUGAAAAACCAUUUAAAUGUACCUACUGUGAGUAUGCGACUGCUCAGAAUAGUACACUUAAAAUACACCUGAAACGUCAUCAUGGCGGCAAAAUGUUCCAGUGCCAGUCCUGUGAGAAACAGUUCACUCAAGAGGAGCAACUCAAGGGACAUGAGUGGGAACAUGCUUCAUCAGGAGCAGCUACUUCCCCUGAACAGAAGUCCCCGGAUGUCAAAUCAGAGGUAAAGGGAACUAGUCAGAUGUCUGUAGUACCUUCAGCAUCCCAGACAAUCACUCCAGCAUUGUCAGCCCCAUCAGAAACUGUGGCAGCAAGCCCAAAGCAAUCGACCAACAACUCUCCACCUCAGACAAGCUUACAGUUGUCAUCAGUCAAACAUACUACAUUGGAAAACAUUCAACAGCUCCAAAAACAAUCUUCGGCACAAACCAACAGUCAAAAUCUUCCUAACAAAUCAGCAGCUCAGAUUGUCAGCCCUAUGUUGUCAACAACAGGAAGUGGAGGUACAAGCUCUCCAGAAAAGGAGGUUUUGGUUUCUCAGCCAGCCAAUCAGCUUCAAGAAUCAAGUCACAUGGACAAUCAUUCUGAAGAAUCAGACAAUCCAGUGAAAGAAGCUUAAUAAUGAGAGAUUAGAGAAAUAAACUAUGUUGGAUUCAGUCAAUAUUAAUUAGGGAAAACAUAAUUACAAUAUCUUGUCAGUGGUAAGCUUGACAUUUUUCUUUCAAACUCAUGUAUACUGUCACCUUAGUGCAGUAAUGGGUUAACAUCCUACUACCAGUAACUUAUAUAAGGAGUUAACCUGUUAGUCCACUAAGAUAACAAUAUAUUAAUAAAUAUAUAUGCAUUACAUUAUACAUCAUUACAAGAACUUAUGAAAGCAAAUUGGGUCUAUCUUGAUAAUAAAAAAAUUAAAAUGCCUAUUUUGAUAAUAUGUGUGCCAGUAUUUGUGUGGUUGGGGUUAUCUUAAGCUAAAAGUGCUUGUAUUUAUUUUGCUCGGAUGUUUUUGUUAAGUUGUUAAUUGUAAUUUAUAUAUUUAAUUUCUGUGAUAAUUUGGCAAUGAUUAUAUAUAAUGAGCCGCAUCACAACAAAACCAACAUAGAUCGUUUGCGACCAGCAUGGAUCCAGACCAGCCUGGGCAUCCGCGCAGUCUGAUCAAGAUCCAUGCUGUUCGCUUACCAACCCUUUUACAAGUAGAGAAACUGAUA
Molecule: messenger RNA, 3861 nt
Organism: Ruditapes philippinarum (Manila clam)
Lineage: Eukaryota; Metazoa; Mollusca; Bivalvia; Venerida; Veneridae
Exons: 6
Coding region: 594-3275 (893 amino acids)
Biological process (GO): regulation of DNA-templated transcription
Molecular function (GO): RNA polymerase II cis-regulatory region sequence-specific DNA binding; DNA-binding transcription factor activity, RNA polymerase II-specific
Source: RefSeq, a predicted model, not a curated record